Messenger RNA from Thalassophryne amazonica, 6627 nucleotides. RefSeq names its product ubiquitin specific peptidase 12b (gene usp12b). The transcript has 10 exons. Gene Ontology annotation, molecular function: cysteine-type deubiquitinase activity; cysteine-type endopeptidase activity. The record is from RefSeq and is a predicted model, not a curated record. NCBI's taxonomy places the organism in Eukaryota, Metazoa, Chordata, Actinopteri, Batrachoidiformes, Batrachoididae. The coding region runs from base 111 to 1235 and encodes 374 amino acids. Gene Ontology annotation, biological process: protein deubiquitination. Gene Ontology annotation, cellular component: nucleus; cytosol.
GAGGUUGACAGUGCUAUCAGCCAGGGGCAGCGGGCUCUCCCGGAACUCUGCAGCCGCAGCGGUUCUGACUAUUUCAACAUCGGGGUUCGGACCAACAUGGCGGUGCACGGAUGGAAAUACUGAUGACAGUCCGAAAAAUCGCCUCGAUUUGUACGAUGGGCGCCAAUGCCUCUGCCUUGGAAAAGGAGAUUGGACCGGAACAGUUUCCCGUUAAUGAGCACUACUUUGGAUUGGUCAAUUUCGGCAACACCUGCUACUGUAACUCGGUGCUGCAGGCUCUGUAUUUCUGUCGACCGUUCAGAGAGAAGGUGCUGGCAUACAAGGUGCAGCCUCGUCGAAAAGAAUCCCUCCUCACCUGUCUGGCCGACCUGUUCAACAGCAUCGCCACACAGAAGAAAAAAGUCGGCGUCAUUCCUCCCAAGAAAUUUAUUUCACGACUGAGAAAAGAAAAUGAGUUGUUUGACAACUACAUGCAGCAGGAUGCUCACGAAUUCCUCAACUACCUCCUCAACACCAUCGCAGACCUGCUGCAGGAGGAAAAGAGUCAGGAACGACAGCAGAAUGGAAAACUGGUGCAGAACGGAGGAGGAGAGGGAGGAGACGGCGAAGGAGGGAAGGAGACGCAACAGACUUGGGUCCAUGAAAUCUUCCAGGGCACACUGACCAACGAGACACGCUGCCUCAACUGUGAAGCUGUGAGCAGCAAAGAUGAGGACUUUUUGGAUCUGUCGGUGGAUGUGGAGCAGAACACGUCCAUCACACACUGUCUGAGAGGCUUCAGCAACACUGAGACGUUAUGUAGUGAAUACAAGUACUACUGUGAGCAGUGCCGCAGCAAACAGGAAGCCCAGAAAAGGAUGAGGGUAAAGAAGCUCCCGAUGAUCCUCGCCCUUCACCUGAAGCGCUUUAAAUACAUGGACCAGCUGCACCGCUACACCAAACUGUCCUAUCGAGUCGUCUUCCCCCUGGAGCUCCGCCUCUUCAACACGUCUGGGGAUGCCACCAACCCUGACCGCAUGUACGACCUGGUGGCCGUCGUCGUGCACUGUGGCAGCGGUCCAAACCGCGGACACUACAUCACCAUCGUCAAGAGUCACGGCUUCUGGUUGCUGUUUGAUGACGACAUUGUCGAGAAAAUCGACGCUCAGGCGAUUGAAGAGUUCUACGGGUUGACGUCGGACAUUUCCAAGAACUCUGAGUCAGGUUACAUCUUGUUCUACCAGUCCAGAGACUGAACUCAGUCGGCGGAAGAGCCCCAACAGACUGUCACUCAACAGAGGAGGAGGGGCUUAUGCCUGCCACAUGCUCCACCAAGUAUGCUCGCAUAAGUAUCCAGGCUUUAUUUCCUGUAGGAUGAGCUUUGCACUGGAGCGCUGUUCGGUUGGUUCCAUUGGGACGUGAGAGCAGAUUAUAUGCCAGAUUCCUGGAUUAUGACAGUUCAAACCCUCUGAAUCCACACUGCACCUUAAAACAAGGCUCAGUCCGUAAUACGCGGUGCGCUGUGGCAUCAACUGGGACCACUGAGUGCGGCCAAUCCAAUCCACCGACAUCGCCGUGUGCACUGGGCUCCAUGUUUGGAGGUGAAACCAGGCUGGGAUUGUUGUGGCCAAGCGGAGUAACGAGUCAUCUCUUUGGGACGAGAUACAAAAGCGCCGUUCUUGUUAGUGUGCUUAUCAUACCGUGCUAAAUUAGCUUUUAAACUGAGUCAUGGGCUACAUGCUAACGCAGAUGUACCAUGCCAAAAAAUCCCCCCCAAAAAAGAAAAGUCAAACACCUUCUCAUAUUUGACAGCGCUGUUGGAUGUUGCGCACUAAUACUAUUGUUAGUGACCUCACGGGGGCGUGUCAUAAUGGUGUUUCAGAUGCUAGUUUGCAGUGUUUGCUUCAUACUGGUGGUUGGAGUGUUACAGGCAGGAGGAAAAUCCAAACUUAGCCACCAGAGGUGCAUAAAACUCAUUACUUUUGUUUUUAAAAACAUUUUUAUUUAAGGUAUUGAUUUUGAGUACCAAGUUGGAUCAGUUUCUGAAAAUCUAAUUUUUAAUGAUAACAGUUUGCAGUGCAAACCUCUGUAAGUUAACAACUGUUGAUUUGUAAUGAUUAUGUUGUUUUGAGCAUUCUCCCGUUUUGACCUUAUUUUGCCGGAUGUGUUUUAGGAUCGUAAACCUGUAGUUCCUAACUAAGCUGAAGGUGGCACCAAACUUCAUUUAAGUUGGCGCUAUUCCAACAGAAGAGUCAGUAUUUCUUUUGAGUCAGUCGUCGUUUUUUCUGUCCUGAUCUGAAGCUGGGGUGGGGUGGACUUGCGGUCCCGGGACAGGUGUGUGUUUGUUUGUAUUCCAGCGGAGGAGCACGUCUGUGUUCUUGCUGUGGUCCAUUUCUGUGCCAUCUUCCAGAAGAAUAAAAAAAUCCCUUUCAGGCGUGGAAGGAAUCCAAUGCACUCGUUUUCACUCCUCCACGAUUUGAAGUCAUUAUUUUUUUGUUUAGCUGACUUUUGUUGAUUUUAUUUUGUUUUCUAACUACAGUCAGUCGCGCUGCCGUUUUCCUGUUGCACAGAAUCAGUUGUCACACUACAUGCAGACUGAGCAUUUCUGUCCAUCUCUGUUUUGCAAAACUUACCAUCUUGAAACAGGUGCAGCAGGUUCGUAUAUAUUUGGGGGUUAUUGGCGUUGCCGUGGUUACGCCUGAGUCCACGUGAUGUCCACUGUUUACUCCUCUGUGGUCUUCUUCUGGAAGAUGAUUUUUUUAUUUCCAUCUGUUCUUGAUCUGGCCAGUUAUAAAACAGAUUUUUAUUAUCUUUUUGACCAGAGAAUAUUUUCCGCCAGGCUUUUUAGGGGCCCUGAACUCAUCGUCAGACUGUUUAUUUUUGAGAAUCUAUCAGUCUGUUUCUUCAUUGGCUGCAAGUCUGCAGACGAGCCGCCAGUUAGCUUCUUUUGGUCCCUUAGAAACCAGCGGCUGCACAGAGACGUGCAGUAACUCCUGCACCGUUGAUCUGGAUUUAAUUACCCUAAAAUUGGAACACCUUAAGCUCAUUUAAAAUUUGCUUUCAAUUGUGACAGUGCUAACUUUGUUAGCGGUCAGUGUGCGUGCCCGCAAACUGUUUAUUAGCCUCAAAUUACUCCAAUUUCAGCUGACUUGUUUGUGCUGCUAAUGUGGAACACGACCACAGAGAGUGUAUAUUUAAAUCAGUCUGUCUGACCCCGCCUCUCCUCUCCUAAAGGGCAAAAAUAAAAUAAAAAAUUCACUAUUUUGUACGGGAUCGAUCAAAAUUCAUUGCUAACCAUUAGAUUAGUUUAUUAGUGGAUUUGUAAAAUUAACAUUUUUUUUUUCAGUUGUGUGUGAUUUGACACAUUUCAGUUUAUACAGUUAAUUCACAUCAGAAGAAUGAGAACUUUUAAAAAUAACUUUUUUGCAGGACGUAAAAUUUGAAUGCAUUAUACAGCUAGCAAAUGUGAGCACUGCUGUAGCGGCCUCCUUUUCUACUCUACUUCCUUUCACUAGCUCAAAUUGGUGAGCACAUUUUCCAGUCGCGAUGGUUUGCGUCAGAAUGAACCGAUUUUUGGUCUGAAAUUGCGAACAUGACUGGAGCCUGUAGCAAGGUUGCGAAACAUUGUAGUUUUAAAAUUAACAUUAGUUAUUAUUUCUGUUUUUUUUUAAUGAAGUUAACAGGCUUCUCAUCAGGAUUUUUUUUUUUUUUUUUAGUAGCGUAAUGGGAUGGAAAAAUCACCUCAAAAAGCUGAGGGUUCGGGGGCCACUUAGGCAGCGCCCCGGUGGGGGGAUCGGGGGGGGUUAGCAUUAUGCGCUUAGAAAAGACCUUUUUUGUCCAUCUAAAUAAAUAUACCAAAUAUUUCUGGAAUUAACUUAGACGUUAUAUUUUUACCUUUUACAUACCAUGUUUCCAGAAUAUUGGACAAUCAGACGCUUUAGCUCACAAUAACUCGCAAAUCAUGAGGUCACAACAACAUUUAUUGAAAGUAAAGCAGUUGCAUAUACAUUUCUAUCAUAGAUUUUAUUAAAGAAUGCUCAGGCAGUAACGUCAAUUCUUCGACCAAAACCUCUCUCCCCCCACCCAAAGCACAACCAGAGGGAGCUCAUUGAUAUGUGAUGUGAGUUUGGUUGCACUACAAGCAAUAAUUCAAAUUUAUUACAAUAAAAAAAAAAUUCCUGAAAUUAUAUAAAAGUUUAUUUUCCCAUUGUGAAUUUGGUGGCACUACAACCAUAGAUGAGACAUUGAGUUUUUAUCAAAGCAUUUUCUUUCGCCGUGGUAAUUUGUUGACAGUCCCUAAGCUCCGGUCUCAAAACCAGCUGCAUGUCAAAAUCAAUGUAAUUCAUAAAGAACAGAGGACAUCUCAUUUUGGGGGAAAAUUAGCGGUUUUGGUCAGUUGUAGUUUGUUAUCUGUAUAACAACGUUUGGAAAGAGGUGUCUUGGUUUUAAAACGGCGGUUAGCUUUGAAGUUAUUGAUUCCGGAAUCGAUCUUUCCAGCUUCACUCUGCAGAGAGAUGCAGCAUUAGGAGGAGCGAUGUUUAAUCAGUCCCAAAACAACACACGGAGAAUAUUAUUAUUAUUAUUAUUAUUGUUUUGUUUUUUUUCCUUUACAUGAGGGGCUGUAACGCCAAUUUACAAAGCGAGAAAUAUUAAUGGUCAAGUCCAUGUCAGAGAACUGCGUCGUUGGCUGCACCAUGCACGUGAGGAACGAAUAAAAACAGUCUGGUGUGAAACGGUUUAUGAUUCUCACUUCUUGCUCUCAACAAUAGAAAAGCGUCCCAGUUAGCAACUUUAAUCAGCAGAAAGGUGAGUCAUGAUUGAUAUCUUUAAAUGGCUUUGACGGAGGUUGAUGAAGAAAUUGUGGAUCCGCUGCUUAUGAGUGGAUCCACAAUCAACGUUGAGAAAUGACGUUUCCCGCUACAUACCCUCGAAAACAACGUAACAGCCCAAUUGCAGCGUAAUUAUUUCAGGCAGCAGCGUAAUGGCCCGUUACACUGUUACCACGCUAGAGAGAACUAUGGUUAAGUGAGCAAACUGCAGUAACUUUGUGAUUCAGUUUCAGGGUCCACUUCUUUGUCGAAUCAAGCAACAAAAUUUCUAAAUUUGUUGACACAUUAUUGUGUAACUCGACUUAUUAAAAGUUUCACCAGCAGAAUCUGCAGACUCCUAAAAUGCUGCCUUUAUUAUACCACCAUAAAUUUUAGAAUAAUCAAAGUAUUAAUGAAGGAAAACAAGCGCACAUUGUUUGGGAGGUAAAAUGCAACAGAAUCUGCUAAGAACCAGUUUUGAUUCUGUUUUAAAUUUUUUAUCUGGAAACAAUUUGGUCUUGAAGCUGUAAAAAAAAAAAAAAAAAGUCUGAUAAAUGUUUUUAAAAUGCAUGUUGACAGAAGGUUAUUUUUUUAUUUAAAUACUAUGAAUGUUAUUUUGAAUGUUUUUUUUUUGUUUUUGGUUCACGUGUUUGGUAUAUUUUACUUGUCUGUGUUCUUGUGUUGUCGUUGGAGGAUUUAUUUAGAUUUAUUUUGGGAGUAUGUAAUAAUAUGUACAUAAAUACAGGUAUUAUUAUUGGAAUAUAAAUCACUGCGUGCUUUAAGUAAUCAGCAGAUCAAAAAUGCUUUUGAAGUACUUUUUGUCCUGGUAGUGAAUCAAUACAGCCGGUAAUUUAAAUAACAAGCCCCGCCCCUUCCGGCAUAUAUUAGACCAAAUGACCAAGAGAAGGUUAAACGUGAUUGGCUAUCGUGUAACACGAGCUGCUACACAAACGAUUUGUGUAAAAAGUUUAUAUUAAUACAUGAAAAGUAAAAAAAUAAAAUUACCAUUUAAAAAACAUUUAACCUUUUUUGUUUUAUUUUUAAUAUUUUUGGUUGUACUUAUUGAGAAAAAUUACUUAAAGAAUUUAACCGCAUUUCAUCAAAUGUAGAUCAAAAAGCUGUCAAAUAUUAAUACUGUACCACAAAGUCAGAGUCGAGUCCCUGUUUCCCAAGUCUGGGUCACGUCCUUAUGACGGUACUAAAAGUAAUAUUGCUGUCAGUUUUUACCAAGUUAUUUCUAACAAAGAAAAAUUUAAAAAAUGAGUCCUUGUCUCCAAAUUUUGAGUCCACGCUGUCGGUGUGAGUUUUUUCAUAGCAGUUCCUCCUGUAACUGCAGCUAAAAUACUACAGAUGUUCAGCACAAAGUAUUAAAUAAAAAUGUUUUGGUGUAAUUUUCUUCCCCCCCAGUUUUAGAAAAUAUUUCUACUGGCCUUAUUAUUGUUAUUUUGAUGUCUCAGAAAGUAGAAGUGAAUGAAUGUGUCGCUAACUCUUCGUCACUGACAGUAGCUUCAUCCACACUAACGACAAAGCUUCAGGCGACACCCAACAGCUGUGUUUUUGUCGUCCGUGUGCAAAAUGUAAGAAAACUGAAAAAAAAAUUCUUCAGCUGAGACUGAAAUGUUUCUGACUGCACUGUUCAGACCUUCUUUCUUUCACCAGAGUUGUGACUGACGUUUGUUUGUCCUUGUGUGUGAAGCUGGUGGUUGUAAACAAACUGGCGUCAAUGAUGUUUGUAUUUGUGCGUCUGCUGCCGUCUGGAUGUUGACAGGAUCCCAGUGUGACACCCAGCAGGUUUUCAUCGUGUCUCAACAGUGUGAAAUAAAACAUAAGUGCUUUUCAA